Spodoptera exigua (beet armyworm) is the source of this 384-nucleotide messenger RNA. Lineage: Eukaryota; Metazoa; Arthropoda; Insecta; Lepidoptera; Noctuidae. The record is from the annotation of a GenBank genome assembly.
AUGUCUGAAAAAGAACCUGAUGACGCAAAAGAAAAUGUUGUUAAGAAUGAAGGACAAGAAUUAGAUUCAGAGGUAACAGGCGAAGCAACAGAAGGAGAACAUGGGGAGACACAACAAGGAGAAGAGUAUCAAGAAGCUGAUGAAGAAGGAGAAUACGAAGGUGAGGCAGAAGAAGAAGAGUCUAUACUGACAUUGUAUGACCCGGACGACUACAUCUCGGGGGCAGUCACGAGCCCACAGACAACUAUUCCGGCCGAUAUAUUCCAAUUCGAGUAUCCUUUUCAUGCAAUAACGUUACCUAUUUAUGAACUUAUUGAUGGCCAUAGACGCUACUCACGAUCUGGGUAUAGAUAUGUGCAGUUUUUUGAGGAGGAUAAAUCGUGA